GACGGUUUUUCAAAUGGCGCCCUUUUUGUUCCUUUUGACUUAAAUCGAAGGAUAAUAGCACCAACAGUGACGCUGAUGACCAAAAUAACACUACGAUGGCUGUGAUUAGCACUCUAGUCUUUCCACAAUUACGAAGCCGGUAUCUUAUGCCGAGGCUGUCUUCAUCGAGAAUCUCGACUUUGUCAUCUGCGACUGAAUUGCGCAUUUGGAACAUGGUCUCAUCAGGAUUUGUACAACACCCUCCAAACUUUUAAAUUUGUUCUAUACAGACAGCAAGUUAAAGAACGCGCAAGAAUGUACCCACAAUUUGAGCGCUGGGGAAUAAGGUGGCUUGCUGCACGGCACCCGGAAAAAAAAGCACUGCCAGUUUGUUCUAGAAAGUAAGUGAUCUGAUUCGACUUUGCCGACCUCAUAACAGAAAUCAUGACCCGAUUAAAAAAGGCUUCUAUUGUUCCCCAGGUGGUUGAUACGGCAGUUUCUGUCAAUCAGUUGCUACGAUAAUGACAAUGCUUUGCAUCGGAAACUGAACGACUGCAAAUUGUAAAUAAUAAAUUCUUCCUGAAGCGAAUUUGACAGACUCGUUUCCUUUUCACUCCCCAGUUCCUUGCCAAACCGAGACGUUCUCCCCUCCAGAGGAAACAGAUGAAGAGGAGAAUGAUCGUAAACCUGGCAAAGACGGAAGUUUAAAACAAGGGGGUUUAGUCAUCGACUGCAGCAAAUAUAGAGCUGACGAAAAAAGAUGAAGCUUGUCCUGCUGAUAAUGGUAACAAACUUUUGGCUAUGCUCUGCUUUUGAAGAAACAGACACAAGUACACUUUCCACAAGCUCGACCAUAACGUCAUCCAGUACGUCUAGCGAAACGUCCACACCUACGCUUUCUACCUCUACUUCUAUGAGCACCAGCAGCAGUAGUUGGGAUUGGGGCUGGGGCGAGGGAACCACGUCAUCGUUUAGUGUAUCAAGCACGGAGAUUAUGACGUCAUCUUCACCAUACAGUGAAUCGACGUCAACGAGCUCUUUAAGUAUCGAACUGAACCCUACAUCAACAUCUUCAGCAAGUUCUUCGAGCUCUUCAGAGGCAGUUGAUGCAAUAGAGAUGUUGUUUGCGUACUUAUAUCAGGCAUUAGAAAACGAUCGAGAAAUCGAUCAUCUCAAAAAACGAAAGAGGCGCGAAGCUGAGAAACCAGGCUUGGCUAAGAGAAGUGACCUGGCAUUCCAUGGAGAGAAGAAAAGGCGGUUGGGAAUCCGAAGGAAAGAUGACUUCGUUAAAAAGAUCUUGCGCCUCGCAAGGAAACGAGAAUGAUUGCUCUGCAUACUGUGGGAAAAUUAGUAUCGCUGACAAUUAUGCCAAUUAGAAACUUGUAAACUUUUUUUUAUCAACAAAUGUGUUUGGUUUGCUUUACGUACUAGUCUGAAGAUAAAUAAAGUAGGCUCGGCUGCUACGCACCGCAGAAUUACCCAUGUAUUGAUCUUCUUAUGGUUGUGAUUUAAAAAUAACUUGAGAAAACUCUUUAGAACACUGUGAAAG
Molecule: messenger RNA, 1528 nt
Organism: Stylophora pistillata
Lineage: Eukaryota; Metazoa; Cnidaria; Anthozoa; Scleractinia; Pocilloporidae
Source: RefSeq, a predicted model, not a curated record